GAAGAAGCGCCGCGGCGGAGGGGCCCGCGGGAUGGCCAUGGCCUGACGGGGCCGGGGCAGCGCUGCCCCCCGGCACAGCCCCCCGGCACAGCCCCCCGCCCAUGGCGCGGUAGCGGGCGCGGGGCCCGGGGGCAGCGGCGGCGGUGGCGGCGAGCGAUGCGGGCGCCGGGACCAUGCUGAGGACCGAGGCCGGCGGGGCCGGGGGAGCCCCCUCGGCCGGGGGAGCGGCGGGGGCCGGGGGGCUGCGCAGCGCGUCCCCGCACCGGAACGCCUACGAGGCCACCAUCCAGGCCCUGGCGCCCACAAAGGAGGCCGAUGGCGAGGACGGCAAGAAGAGCCGCGGCAAGAAGUAUGGCUCCAACGUGCAUCGGAUCAAGAACAUGUUCCUGCAGAUGGGGACGGCGCCCGGCCCCGAGGGCGCCUGCGACCUGGCCAAGGCCAAGGAGAAGCCGGUGCGCCUGUCCCUGCCCCGCGCCGGCAGCCUCGGCGACGGCGUGGACCAGGGCAGCCUCCUCAAGCUGGGCACCAGCGUCUCGGAGCGCGUCAGCCGCUUCGACUCCAAGCCCGACAAGCCCUUCUCCAAGCUGCAGGAGACCCGCAAGAUCUUCGAGAGGAGCCCUCAGGAGAAGGCCACCAGCACCAAGCUGCUGCUGCGCAAGGAGCGCGCCGGCUUCCAGGACCGCAAGCUGGACGUGGUGGUGAGGUUCAACGGCAGCACCGAGUCCCUGGACAAGCUGGACGCCGACGCCGUGUCGCCCACCGUGAGCCAGCUCAGCGCCGUCUUCGAGAAGGCCGACCUGAGGAACAACCUGCACAAGGCGCAGGGCCGGGCGGCCGCGCCGCUCAACGCCAAGGCGGUGGCCAAGCGGCCCAGGGUGUUCGCGCCUGGCACCCGGGGCGAUGGCCCAGCCGAUGGCCACGCUGCCCCGGCCCGUGCCCGGCCGCCCGACGAGGAGAAGGCGGCGGGGAAGAGCGGGCGGCCGGCGGAGAAGGAGGCGGCCGCGCCGAGGGUGCAGGAGGUCUGCAAGAUCAAGCCCGUGGAGGUGGAGGAGAGCGGAGAGGGCGAGGAGGAGGAGGAGGAGGAGGCAGCGGCGGGUGAAGCGGUGCCCGCGCCCCAACCGGCCAAAGGGGACGAGGGUCCCGCGGCCCCCCGGCUGGACGGGGGCUCGGGGGCGGCCGCGGGCGAGGAGGGCGUCAAGGGCGAGCGGGCGGAGGAGGGCGAUGGCUCCGAGGAGGCCAAGAAGGAGGACUUCUCCGAGGCCGACCUGGUGGACAUAAGUGCCUACAGCGGGCUCGGGGAGGACUCGGGGGGCAGCGGGCUGGAGGAGGAGGAGGAGGCCGAAGGGCUGUACGAGCCCGAGUCGGGCUGCGUGGAGAUCCCGGGGCUGUCCGAGGAAGAGGAGCCCGUCCCCAACCGCAAGAUCCAGUUCAGCACGGCCCCCAUCCAGGUGUUCAGCACUUACUCCAACGAGGAUUACGACCGCCGCAAUGAGGACGUGGAUCCCAUGGCGGCCUCGGCCGAGUACGAGCUGGAGAAGAGGGUGGAGAGGCUCGACCUCUUCCCCGUGGAGCUGGAGAAAGACUCGGAAGGACUCGGGAUCAGCAUCAUCGGGAUGGGCGCGGGGGCCGACAUGGGCCUGGAGAAGUUGGGAAUCUUCGUCAAGACGGUGACAGAAGGGGGGGCGGCGCACCGGGACGGCAGGAUCCAGGUGAACGACCUGAUCGUGGAGGUGGACGGCACCAGCCUGGUGGGGGUCACGCAGAGCUUCGCCGCCUCCGUGCUCAGGAACACCAAGGGCCGUGUCCGGUUCCUGAUCGGGCGGGAGAAGCCGGGGGAGCAGAGCGAGGUGGCGCAGCUGAUCCAGCAGACGCUGGAGCAGGAGCGGUGGCAGCGCGAGAUGAUGGAGCAGCGCUACACCCAGUACACCGAGGACGACGAGGAGACCGGGGAGUACGCCACGGACGAGGAGGAGGAGAUGAGCCCCAUGUUCCCCAGCGGGGAGAUGGCCAUCGAGGUGUUCGAGCUGGCCGAGAACGAGGACACGCUGUCCCCCGUGGAGAUGGACCCCGAGAAGCUGGUGCACAAGUUCAAGGAGCUCCAGAUCAAACACGCCGUGACCGAGGCUGAGAUCCAGCAGCUCAAGAGGAAGCUGCAGUGCCUGGAGCAGGAGAAGGCGCGCUGGAGGGCCGAGAAGGCCCAGCUGGAGCAGAGCGUGGAGGAGAACAAGGAGCGCAUGGAGAAGCUGGAGGGGUACUGGAUGGAGGCACAGAACCUGUGCCAGGCCGUGGACGAGCACCUCAAGGAGACCCAGGCCCAGUACCAGACCCUGGAGCGCAAGUACAGCAAGGCCAAGCGGCUCAUCAAGGAGUACCAGCAGAAGGAGAUCGAGUUCCUGAAGAAGGAGACGGCGCAGCGGCGGGUGCUGGAGGAGUCGGAGCUGGCGCACAAGGAGGAGAUGGAGAAGCUGCAGGAGAAGGUGGGCACGGGGCGCCGGGACGCGGGAUGUCCCUGACCCCCCGCCCGGCCCCGCCCGGCCCCGCCCGGCCCCGCCGCUCCCGCCGCGCCAGCGAUGGAUCCCGGGGAUCUGACUGAGCUCCGGACUGAGCCUCGGAUCCCGCCCCGGAGCCUGGGGGAUCUGCUCCCACCGCACCCUGCUCCCGGAUCACAGGAUCGCUCGGGAUCGGCUCGGGAUCUGCUCGGGCGCCCCGAGCCUCCUCCCGGGCCUGGAUCCCGCUCUGGAUCGCAGCGGAUCUGCAGCUCAGGGGGGGCCAGAGGGGUCUCCCCGGGCGGGGGGAUCCGCGGGAUCCCGGGGAGCGGCGCCGGGCGGCUCCCGUUGGGAUCCCAUGCUGGUCAUGCUGGAUCCCCCACGGGCCCCGCGGAUCCCGCGGGGCAGAGCGGAUCCCAAAGGAUCCCAAAGGAUCCCGCCCGGGGGGUCACGGGGGAGGGGCCGGCCCUGCCCGGCCGGGGGGCACCAGGGCACAGCGGGGAGGUCCCCAACAGCCAGCAGAGCCCCCCCUCCCCCCACUCAGUCACCUCCAUCACCCCCAAAAUGUCCCCUGGCAUCCCACAGAGACUCACCCAGCACCUGCCUGCAGCCCCCUCCCCAUCCCGACCC
Messenger RNA from Pyrgilauda ruficollis (rufous-necked snowfinch), 3116 nucleotides. RefSeq names its product protein phosphatase 1 regulatory subunit 9B (gene PPP1R9B). Gene Ontology annotation, biological process: actin filament organization; neuron projection development; calcium-mediated signaling. Lineage: Eukaryota; Metazoa; Chordata; Aves; Passeriformes; Passeridae. The coding region runs from base 174 to 2513 and encodes 779 amino acids. Gene Ontology annotation, cellular component: dendrite; cytoplasm; actin cytoskeleton. The record is from RefSeq and is a predicted model, not a curated record. Gene Ontology annotation, molecular function: actin filament binding. The transcript is spliced from 9 exons.